UCCUCCCCAAUCCAAUCCAUCCGCCACCCGCCACGCCUCCCUCUCUCUCUCUCAACUUCCGGCGAGGAUAACGCCGGAUCGACGCGCCGCCGGCCGGCCGGCGGCAACAGACAGCCAUAGAGUAGACUUUGGAAGAGGCAUAUUUGCGCUGUGAAUCAGAAGCGUUAUGAACGGAGAUAAAGUUCACGACAAGGAGACUCACGGAACGAGCAGCGAUAUAACUAAUAAAACAUCUGUGGACAAGGUGAAGGCCCCCAAUCUGUUUGAACGAGCUAAGGAAGAAGUUGAGGCUCUUGUUGGAGCUGUUCAUAAUAAGAUGGAGCACAAUUCCAGUCCCCGCGGAAAUAAUGACCUGCAUAAGGACUCAAAGGAUGACAGUAAGGCGGCGAUGAAUAAAAUGGAGACCCACAAGAAUGAAACUCAUGGUACAAGCGAUGAUAUAAAUGAGAAUACGCCGGUUGAGAAAGUUAAAGGUCCAAAUGUGUUUGAGCGUGCCAAGGAAGAGAUUGAAGCUAUUGUUGAGGCCUUCCACCCAAAGAAGGGAUCUGACAAGUGAAGAUUGGGACCAUGGCGGAGUUUGUCUGCACUAGCUGUGAACACAAUGACAUGAUGAAUUAUUAAUUGAUCGAUUGAUGAAUUUCUGAGCCAUCCAUCGGCUGUUCUGUCUGUUACCAAACUAUCAAACUAUGGAGUUCUCAACCCUCAAUGUUUCAUUGUAACACUGAUAUCGGUUGUCUGUUGCUGAGCAGACUAUGUGUGUAUCAUGUGUGGCAUGAACGUAUUACUGAUGGAUGUAUGUUGAACAUACUCACUUUGCAUAUGGUAAUGUGCUUGCUACCAUACAUGCAAGAAGCUUUUGAGGUGUAUAAAUAAAGAACAGUCAAUUGCUGUAUAAUAUUAACCUUCUACUA
Messenger RNA from Oryza brachyantha (malo sina), 911 nucleotides. RefSeq lists its product as uncharacterized. The coding region runs from base 167 to 556 and encodes 129 amino acids. The record is from RefSeq and is a predicted model, not a curated record. The transcript is spliced from 3 exons. Lineage: Eukaryota; Viridiplantae; Streptophyta; Magnoliopsida; Poales; Poaceae.